CCCAAGACAAAAACCAACCAAGGCAUUCAUUUCUGGUGCAGCAGUAGCCUUCGCCUGAGCACAGUCCGAUAAGAAUGCGUGGCCUUACUCUCUCAGAGAGCAUUUUGAGGCCACAUUCACUUCCAUCAUUUCCCAGCUUUCCCAAGCCAUUCACCUCUUUUCUUCUCUCUUCCAAGAAGCAUACUUCAAAGCUUGCUUUGGAAUUCCCGAGUUCCAAUUCCUCCAGGUAUUCCCAACGGUGUGCAAAUACCUUCAGGCAGAGGUCUUGCUGCGAUCUACAACAAGAUUUUCAAAAAUUGAGGGAACCCGGGAAAUUGAGUCAUGUUUACAAGAAUGGUGAAGCAACGAGCUACUGCCGUAGUUCAAAUAAAUUGGUUGUCGAGAACUCCAACAAGGAAUGUCACGUAGACACAGAUGUUUUUUCUAAUAAUGCAUCCAGUGGACUCCUGAAGUUUAUGCUUUUGUUUGGGUUGCUCACAUUUCAAGACACUUAUCCAGCUGCUGCUUCAGAUUUGGCUAGUGGGUUCAAUUCAGUUCCCAUAUUAGGGGAUUUGGGUGACAUAAGCACAGGUUUUGCUUCAGCUUUCCUCCUAAUUUUUUUCUCAGAACUAGGAGACAAGACCUUCUUCAUUGCAGCACUCUUGGCAGCUAGGAAUUCGGCUGUGGUCACUUUCGUUGGGACAUUCGGUGCACUCGCGGCGAUGACUAUUGUAUCUGUUGUUCUUGGACGAACUUUUCAUUAUGUUGAUGAAAUAUUGCCAUUCAGGUUUGGUGAGACGGAUUUACCUGUUGAUGACAUUGCUGCUGUUGGCCUUUUGGUGUAUUUUGGGGUCUCUACCUUGCUUGAUGCCUCAUCUAGUGAUGGUCAAUCAGAAGAUGAACAGAAGGAGGCAGAGUUAGCAGUUUCAGAAUUUUCAGGAAAUGGUGCUGGCAUACUAGCUGCUGCUAGUACAGCAGUCAGCACUUUCCUCCUAGUUUUUGUUGCUGAAUGGGGUGACAAAUCAUUUUUUUCUACAAUCGCCCUUGCAGCGGCUUCCUCACCCCUCGGAGUCAUUGGGGGAGCACUGGCUGGUCAUGGUGUAGCAACCUUGCUAGCAGUGCUGGGGGGCUCUUUACUUGGGACAUUUUUAUCAGAGAAGGUUAUCGCGUACAUCGGAGGCGCUCUCUUUCUUGUCUUCGCUGCAGUAACCUUAUUUGAAAUAGUGAAUUAGAGGUAAAGCCCCACCUGAAGUUGCUUCGGUGACGAUCCCAACUUCGCUACCAAGCCACACCAAGACGGGAAGAAAGCAGCAGCCUGUGGAGUUAUUCGUUUGUUUUUGUUUUUUGUUUUGGGUUCAAUUUUGUAAGAACAACGAAAUUCAAGCAGACAAGACACACAGUAUGGCUUUCAUUUUUAUCAAACGUUUGACAUUGGAGCCGUGUGUUAGGUAGAUUUGGUUUCAAAAAGGCGAUGUUUUUCAUAUAAAUUCAUAUACUCCUCAGCAAAUAAAAUAAUUUGUUGCAUCUUA
Neltuma alba is the source of this 1508-nucleotide messenger RNA. Its product is annotated as protein PAM71, chloroplastic. Gene Ontology annotation, cellular component: chloroplast thylakoid membrane; Golgi apparatus. NCBI's taxonomy places the organism in Eukaryota, Viridiplantae, Streptophyta, Magnoliopsida, Fabales, Fabaceae. Gene Ontology annotation, molecular function: calcium ion transmembrane transporter activity; manganese ion transmembrane transporter activity. The coding region runs from base 75 to 1211 and encodes 378 amino acids. The record is from RefSeq and is a predicted model, not a curated record. Gene Ontology annotation, biological process: Golgi calcium ion homeostasis; calcium ion transmembrane transport; Golgi calcium ion transport. The transcript has 12 exons.